Messenger RNA from Chara braunii, 2775 nucleotides. NCBI's taxonomy places the organism in Eukaryota, Viridiplantae, Streptophyta, Charophyceae, Charales, Characeae. The record is from the annotation of a GenBank genome assembly.
CUGUGUACUGCAGUGAUGCUGCUAUUCCACAGCUUGUUCUGGUGCUGCUAUGCACUUCUUUAAAGUUCUUUUCAUGUUGCUAUGCUAUGCUCCUUCCAAUUCUGUGUUGUGCAGCUAUGUUGUGCCUGUGCUGGUCACCUAUGUUCUGCGUACGCUAGUCGGCUAUGUUGUGCCUUUGCUUCUGUACUGCUGCUGCUGCUGCUGCUGCUGCUGCUGCUGCUGCUUCUGCUUGCCUCUGUGCUGCUGUGCUGCCUGUGCUGAUACUCUGCUACGCAGCUGCUAUGCUCUUGAACUGCAAUCAGAACGCUGCUGCACUGCAGCUGCGUUGCUGAUUGACUCCAAGUGCCAUGGAAGUGGCAGAGAUGAUGCUAUGUGGGUCAUCGUCCAUGCAUGCUCAACGGGACCCAGCCCUUAAUUCAGGUGGAUGCGACGAUUGCUUGCCAGGUGAUUAUCCGACCACACCAGUGGCAGUCACUCGCUCUGAUUGUGCGAUGGACGUUGAAGGCUCCUAUGACGGGUGCUCAGAAAGGACAGACCUUGCGAGCCAUUUUGCCGGCGAAGAUGCGGCCUCGCCGAUGAUGAUGAUUACUCCGUCUACGCCACGAGCGGUUGGCCUAGGGCGAGGUGGAAAUCUGGGAUUUGUUGGCCAAGGUCUUCGAGAGCAGCGCCAGCACUGCGGGAGCGCCAAGUCCCAUGCUACUCCCCCCUCCAGUGGGAAGGACGUCGAUGGGACGCCAUAUUUUGAUGAUAACGACAGCUUCGGCAUGCAAUUGGGAUCUAGCUUGGAUGGCGAUUUCCCUUGCUAUGAGGACGGUCUGUGCUCCACCGGAGGGCGCCAUAUCGAUCUCGACACAUGGCUUAAGCGUGAAGCGGAAAAGGCCAGUGGGGGCUCAAAGAGCACAGAGAUGACGAUCGACGAUUCUUUCAGAGGUGACGACGGCAGCGGAGAACAGAGGCUAUUCCAAGAGCAGCACAGGGCAAUGCCAUUGACACCCAAACAGCUGAGAAGACAGACUGUAGGAGGCAUGUCAGAGGUUGCCGUCAGCGUCAUCAGUGUGGUGGAUCAGACAGCUCAGAGGGGGCGUGUGGGUUCAAAGACAGAGCGAGUGCUCGAGUUUGGCCAUGCGGCCGAGAGUCCGCGGCCCCGAUGCCAGGCUGACUUCUGCAGUCAACAACAGUCCCAUCUGCGAAGAAGCAAGGACAGGGAGGGAUGUGUCCUGAAUACUGGGGAGAGCGGCGGCGACGACCAGCACACAGGGACGGAGAGAGGAGGAGACAUGGAGAGGGGUACGAGGGGGUCGGCGUGCCCAUCCAUGAGCUUAAGAACAGAAGCAGGCAGCGAGGGGCUUGCUGAGCGAGACCUCCGAGAUGAGGAUGCUGCUCGCUUUGGCUUUGACGCUACGGAUCAGCAGAAUAGUGAGGAGUGGGGGUACUGCGACGAGGUACAGUCGCCGGUGCUGCGACCAGGUCAUGAGCAUCGGCGAACUCAGUCCUUUCGAUUCUGGGGAGAUGGAAGUGGUGGAGAGAAGACAGAUGCGGAACCGAUCGAUAGGGACGUGCCGUACGGAGAACAGAGGGGAACCGAGCUGCUGCCCGGUACGGCUAAGGAAUGUACCAAGCCCAGUCUGAGAGAGAAGGAAUGGAGUUGGGAUCAAGACCGGCAGUUGGGACAUCAGAGUGGGCGGGAAAGAAACCUCAGCCUGAGCAAGGAGAAAACCGUAAGCCCGCACUGUGCGAGAGGACCUGGCGAAUCGCGCUAUCCUGCAUGCCAUGGGGAGAGUCACUACGAUUCCAGGCCGGGAGAAAGAGAAGAAGCAGCUCAGGAAUCAAAUUGUGAGAAGCGGAAGGACGGGCGGAAGGCAAGGGAGCGGAAGAGUUUGAGGAGCUCAAGCACGUGCAGAGAGAAAGGGGUCAGUCCGGAAAGCGUCAGAAAGACGUCAGCGGGGAAUUUGGAAGCCCAGGUGGAAAGAAUGGCUGCACGGCUUGCACUGGUGGAAGCGACGUCGGAUGCUCGGGAGGAUGCGUACAGAUGUCAGCUCGAUGCGGCCACGCAUCAGCUUACACGUUGUUUCAGACAGAAGGCACUGAUGGAAGCAAGAAUUGAGCAGCUGGAGUUGGAAAAUGCCUCUUUAAGAGAUCAGCUGCGGCGUCAGCAGCUCGCUGCUGAUGAGAUGGCGUUUGCAAAAAGUCAGUUGCUGCAGAAGAUUAGGCAGUUGGAGUCUUUGCGCAAGGAUAUGGAAUAUAUGAUGCUCAAUCUGAGUCAGGAAUCCUUCAAAACUGGCUGUAGCAGUACCAGCAGCAGUAGAAGAGGACUGUUUUCGGACCAGGUUCAGGUUCCACAGCAGUAUUCGGAAGCACCGGGGCUGGCGACGACGCGAGAUGUAGCGGCAAGGAAUGACAAGAAGUGCGAUGUCCCCCUCAAAUUUGCUAACUUAAAAGGAUUCAAGGGUGCCAACCACAAAGCCUGUCCGGAGAGCAUGAAACUUCUUCCUCAGCCAGCGUCGGUCCCGGUCCCAGUUACGGUCACAGAUCACCCUCUCAGUGCUCACAAGCAGUGCGGAGCCAGCUUGGAUGUCCAGCAGUGCCGUCGGCUGCAGCCAUUCGCGAAGGCCCUGCUCCCUCUGUCUGUUAUUGCACUUGGGUCCUACUUCGCAUUUAACCGCCAUUCGGAUAAGAAGGCCUGCAAAGUUAUAGCUGCACCUGUUCCAUCAUAAGACCUGUUAUCUUGUCUAUGGCCACACACGCUCCCACACUGGCAUGACAGGCUUUGAAGCG